Triticum turgidum subsp. durum (durum wheat) is the source of this 849-nucleotide messenger RNA. The record is from the annotation of a GenBank genome assembly. NCBI's taxonomy places the organism in Eukaryota, Viridiplantae, Streptophyta, Magnoliopsida, Poales, Poaceae.
AUGGAUUGCUGCUUUAUGUUCGGACGGAGAUCUCAACAUGCUGUUGAAGGCGAUGAUGGUGAACAUAGUGUGAAGGUCUUUUCUUACAAUGAGUUGAGAAAGGCAACUCAAGAUUUCAGUGGGGCAAACAAGAUUGGAGAGGGUGGUUUUGGUUCCGUAUUCAGGGGAAUGCUCAAAGACGGCACACUAAUCGCAGUGAAGGUUCUGUCAGCCACUUCAAGGCAAGGUGUCCGAGAGUUCUUAACUGAACUUACAGCAAUUUCAGACAUCAAGCAUGAAAACCUGGUCACGCUUGUCGGAUGCUGUGCUGAAGGGUCCCAUAGGAUCCUCGUUUACAAUUAUCUUGAGAAAAACAGCCUUUCACAGACAUUGCUAGGGUCUGGCUACAGCAGCAUCCAGUUCAACUGGAGGGCUCGUGUCAAAAUUGCCGUGGGCGUUGCCCGUGGACUUGCAUUUCUUCAUGAGGAAAUCCGUCCUCACAUUAUCCACCGCGACAUAAAAGCGAGCAACAUUCUUCUCGACAAGGACCUCACCCCGAAAAUUUCUGAUUUUGGAUUGGCGAGGCUUCUUCCUGCCAAUGCAACUCAUGUUAGCACCCGGGUGGCAGGCACAUUAGGAUACUUGGCUCCUGAAUAUGCUAUCCGAGGUCAAGUGACGAAGAAGUCCGACAUCUAUAGUUAUGGAGUUCUUCUCUUGGAAAUCGUCAGUGGCAGAUGUAACACCAACACAAGAUUGCCUUGUGAAGAUCAAUUCCUCCUUGAGAAGGUAAGCUCUACUUAUUUGCAAGCGUUUAUUGAUAACCUGAAUACAAAAUGGUGUCAGUUGCAUACUGAAGCAACUAUACCAUAA